Molecule: messenger RNA, 7656 nt
Organism: Chinchilla lanigera (long-tailed chinchilla)
Lineage: Eukaryota; Metazoa; Chordata; Mammalia; Rodentia; Chinchillidae
Gene: Ptprg
Product: protein tyrosine phosphatase, receptor type, G
Biological process (GO): protein dephosphorylation
Molecular function (GO): protein tyrosine phosphatase activity; protein binding
Source: RefSeq, a predicted model, not a curated record
CCGGCCGCCGACUUCUCGCCCUGCCCGCUCGCCUCGCUCCUGCGCGGGCGGAAAGCGGCGCCUCGCCGCCCAGAGGAUUGUCCCCGGCGUGGCUUCGCAUCCUCGGUCACUUUUUGAGAUUUUCCGGGGGGCGCUCGGCGGCUUCCCGGGUUCCUGGGGGACUCGCCGCUGAGCGUGGGGGCCGCGGAGCGGGCGAGCCGGGAAGGCGCCCGGGCUUAGCGGAGGCUCGCACGGAGGCAAGAACUUAUUCAACAAGUUUACCCCUGGCUUUCCUCUUUUCGAUGUGCGUUUUCGGACAUGCGGAGGUUACUGGAACCGUGUUGGUGGAUUUUGUUCCUGAAAAUCACCAGUUCCGUGCUCCAUUAUGUCGUGUGCUUCCCGGCAUUGACUGAAGGCUACGCUGGGGCCCCGCAGGACAGCAGACACGGCGGCUCCGUGCAGAUCCGCAGGCGCAAAGCUUCUGGUGACCCGUACUGGGCCUACUCAGGUGCCUAUGGCCCUGAGCACUGGGUCACGUCCAGCGUCAGCUGCGGAGGCCACCACCAGUCCCCCAUCGACAUCGAAGACCAUCAUGCGCGCGUCGGAGAAGAGUACCAGGAGCUGCAACUCGACGGCUUUGGCAAUGAGUCUUCUAACAAAACCUGGAUGAAGAACACAGGGAAAACAGUUGCCAUCCUUCUGAAAGAUGACUAUUUCGUCAGUGGUGCUGGCCUGCCGGGCAGAUUCAAAGCGGAGAAGGUGGAGUUUCACUGGGGCCACAGCAAUGGCUCUGCUGGCUCAGAACACAGUGUCAAUGGCAGAAGAUUUCCUGUGGAGAUGCAGAUUUUCUUUUACAAUCCAGAUGACUUUGACAGCUUUCAAACUGCAAUUUCUGAGAACAGAAUAAUUGGAGCCAUGGCCAUAUUUUUUCAAGUCAGUCCGAGGGACAAUUCUGCACUGGAUCCUAUUAUCCAUGGGUUGAGGGGCGUCGUACAUCAUGAGAAGGAGACCUUCUUGGACCCUUUCGUCCUCCGGGACCUCCUGCCGGCAUCCCUGGGCAGCUACUACCGGUACACCGGUUCUCUGACCACCCCUCCGUGUAGUGAAAUCGUGGAGUGGAUCGUCUUCCGGAAGCCUGUACCCAUCUCUUAUCACCAGCUCGAGGCGUUUUACUCCAUCUUCACCACCGAGCAGCAAGACCACGUCAAGUCGGUGGAGUACCUGAGAAAUAACUUCCGACCACAGCAGGCCCUGAAUGACAGGGUGGUGUCCAAGUCCGCUGUCCACGAUGCCUGGAACCACGACAUGGCAGACUUCUUAGAAAACCCACUGGGGACAGAAGCCUCGAAAGUUUGCAGCUCUCCGCCCAUCCACAUGAAGGUGCAGCCCCUGAACCAGUCGGCGCUGCAGGUGUCCUGGAGCCAGCCAGAGACCAUCUACCACCCCCCUAUCAUGAACUACAUGAUCUCCUACAGCUGGACCAAGAACGAGGACGAGAAGGAGAAGACAUUCACGAAGGACAGCGACAAAGAAUUGAAAAUGUUUUCAGACAGCUCACUUCUAUGUGGAAGACAGCAAUUCACCUCGGGUGGUCCCUAAUGAAAGUAUUCCUAUUAUUCCUAUUCCGGAUGACAUGGAAGCCAUUCCUGUCAAACAGUUUGUUAAACACAUUGGUGAGCUAUAUUCCAAUAAUCAGCAUGGGUUCUCCGAGGAUUUUGAGGAAGUGCAGCGCUGUACGGCUGAUAUGAACAUCACUGCAGAACAUUCCAAUCAUCCAGACAACAAGCACAAAAACAGAUACAUCAACAUUUUAGCAUAUGAUCACAGUAGGGUGAAGUUAAGACCUUUACCAGGAAAAGACUCUAAGCACAGCGACUACAUUAAUGCAAACUAUGUUGAUGGUUACAACAGAGCAAAAGCCUACAUUGCCACCCAGGGACCUUUAAAGUCUACAUUUGAAGAUUUCUGGAGGAUGAUUUGGGAACAAAAUACUGGAAUCAUUAUCAUGAUUACAAACCUUGUGGAGAAAGGAAGACGAAAAUGUGAUCAGUAUUGGCCAACAGAGAACAGUGAGGAAUAUGGAAACAUUAUUGUCACACUGAAGAGCACAAAAGUACAUGCCUGCUAUACUGUUCGUCGUUUUUCAGUCAGAAAUACAAAAGUGAAGAAGGGCCAAAAGGGAAAUCCCAAGGGCCGUCAGAAUGAAAGAGUAGUGAUCCAGUACCACUACACUCAGUGGCCUGACAUGGGAGUUCCUGAGUAUGCUCUCCCGGUCCUGACCUUUGUGAGGAGAUCCUCAGCCACCAGGACGCCAGACAUGGGCCCUGUGUUGGUACACUGCAGUGCUGGUGUGGGCAGGACAGGCACUUACAUUGUAAUAGACAGCAUGCUACAGCAAAUAAAAGACAAAAGCACAGUUAAUGUCCUGGGAUUCCUGAAGCAUAUCAGGACACAGCGCAACUACCUCGUCCAGACUGAGGAGCAGUAUAUUUUCAUCCAUGAUGCCUUGCUGGAGGCCAUUCUUGGGAAUGAAACUGAAGUAUCUUCAAAUCAGCUGCAUAGCUAUGUUAACAGCAUCCUUAUUCCUGGAGCAGGAGGAAAGACACGACUGGAGAAACAAUUCAAGCUCGUCACACAGUGUAAUGCAAAAUACGUGGAAUGCUUCAGUGCUCAAAAAGAGUGUAACAAAGAAAAGAACAGAAACUCUUCAGUCGUGCCAUCUGAGCGAGCUCGAGUGGGUCUUGCACCUUUGCCUGGAAUGAAAGGAACAGAUUAUAUAAAUGCUUCUUACAUCAUGGGAUAUUACAGGAGCAAUGAAUUUAUUAUAACCCAGCAUCCUCUGCCACAUACUACGAAAGAUUUCUGGCGAAUGAUUUGGGAUCAUAAUGCACAGAUCAUUGUGAUGCUGCCAGACAACCAGAGCUUGGCAGAAGAUGAGUUUGUCUAUUGGCCAAGUCGAGAAGAAUCCAUGAACUGUGAGGCUUUUACUGUCACCCUUAUCAGCAAAGACAGACUGUGCCUCUCUAAUGAAGAACAAAUUAUCAUCCAUGACUUUAUCCUUGAGGCAACACAGGAUGACUAUGUCCUAGAAGUGCGGCACUUCCAGUGUCCCAAAUGGCCUAACCCAGAUGCCCCCAUAAGCAGCACCUUUGAACUGAUCAAUGUCAUCAAGGAAGAGGCCUUAACACGGGAUGGCCCCACCAUUGUUCAUGAUGAAUAUGGAGCAGUUUCAGCAGGAAUGUUAUGUGCCCUUACCACCCUGUCCCAGCAACUAGAGAAUGAAAAUGCAGUGGAUGUUUUCCAGGUUGCAAAGAUGAUCAAUCUUAUGAGACCAGGAGUAUUCACAGACAUUGAACAAUACCAGUUUGUCUAUAAAGCAAUGCUCAGCUUGGUCAGCACUAAAGAAAAUGGAAAUGGUCCCAUGGCAGUGGACAAAAAUGGUGCUGUUCUAAUUGCAGAUGAAUCAGACCCUGCAGAGAGUAUGGAGUCUCUUGUGUGACUAGAAUUCUGAAAGGGAACUUCUUUGUAGACUUCUGAAGACUGAAAACUUUCUUGAGGCCUUUUUUGCCAGACUCUAGGUUAUACAAUAACCCAGUUACUUUUUUACACUGAUAAAAGUUUUGAUAUUUAUUUUUUGCCAUUUUAUGUCUUAAUGGUAUCCUACCAAGCAUUUGCACCUCUGUUCAUUUCACACGGUGAAACACAAUUUUAUCUAGUUUGCACUAUAUGAUCAGUGUUACUGCCUAUAAUCCAAUUACUAAAGCAAAUCCCAAUGUGACAUUCCAUGACAACAUUCAUGCUACCUUUUUGUUCAGUACAGUGAAAGUCUUUGCUAUGACAGUGAGUCUUGAUUUUAUUACUAUUGCUGAAGCAGUUACAUUCUACUAGCAGGCAGUGUACUUUUCCUUAGUCCUCCCCUCCCGUUUUUAGGCACUGUUCAAGACUGUAUGCCUUCUGUACUUUAAUGGAGUGGAGGAGCAUUGUUUUCUUUUACAGAAUACUAGGUUGUUGGGAGCUACUCAGAAGGUCUAUCAACAUCAUGGCCUUGAAAGAGUUCCAUUUAUGAUGGUUAAGAGAUCCAUUAGGAAAUUAGAAGGCUUGGACUGCUUCAUGUAAACAUCUCUUAUUAGUUACAAAGUUAUAUUCAGAGCUUUUAAAAAUGUGUCAAAAUAAAGGAUAACUCUGUAUUACAGCUUUCACAGUAGCUAUGUGGACAGUGUGUGUUAUUUACAUUUAACUUCCUGAAAUAGCUAUCCCCUAAAUGCAGGGCUACCUUUUAUAAUAGAGACAUGGCAAUAUUUUACAUAAUUCAGUCAUAAGACCCAUUAGUCAAUCUCCACUAAUGCUUCUUGCUUUAUAAUACUGUACCUCACAGACAAUGAAGUAGGAUAAUGAAGAAUUUUGCAGCUGUCUACUCUUGAAACUAGCCCUCUAAAAGUUCCCCACUACUGAUGCAGCAAUCUGAUAAAAAUUACCUAUCUACUUAACAUUCUUUUCUCUCCUUUUCUGCCAAAUAUUUCCUAAUAAAUCUCUUAAUUUCAUUCAUUCUUCUACUUAAAAUUAAGCUGAAAAUAACGUAUUAGCAAAAGUCUUGGGAAUACUGAAACUCCCACAUGAGUAGGUCUUAUUGGAAAUGAGAGAAUUAAGCAAUUAGAAAACUGAAUAAAAGUUGAUGUCUGCAUUUUCAAGUAGUUUUUAAAAGGAGAUAGCUCUCAAUGCUUUUGGGUAGUUAAGCAUCAACCACAGAUAAACCUUGGUAAAAGAUGCCAGCAAUCAUCAGAGAGCCUAAGGAAGUUACUUGGUCCAACCUCUGGAGCCGCGUUAGGCGUACAGUACAGAAGGGGACAGUUAGGAGACCGGACUCAGUAGAGUUUGCUAGCAAUGUAAACUCCUUGCUGAGGUCUGUUACUUCAGUUGCAUGUCUGCUUUCAUGGGUCAGCCGCUGGCAUCACCAGAACAGCCCCAUUAAGAAUAACAGGGUUUGGCUUCUGUUUAUGCCCCAAACCUCAACAAAAUGGCCACAGUGGCUGCUGUCAUACUUUCUGGGUAGACAGGAAACCAUGGGUGGUGAUGAGCAUGGAAAGUCUAUGUUGUGUGGCUUCCGUGAAGUUUGUUGGUGCGAUGCUGGAGGCCCAGAGUCGUAAGGAGAAUGGGUCCACAGGCCCAUUCCACGUCAAUGCACUGAUGAGGUUGAGUUUCAUGGACUACAUAAUUUACCAGGGUUACUGUCAUCCUUUCAUCAUGCAGAUUCCACAAUAUGGAAUAGUCUGCUUUUCAAGAACUGUGUAGGCCAGGCUUAAGCAAAGACAUUCAAGUGAGCAGGUUUGUCAAGCUGCAUAUGCUAGAUGACACGGACACCUUUACAGCCCAACAGCUCUCAUCAGAAGUGAUGCUCCACCUAGCACAAGGAAAGCUUGGUCACAGGAGAACUGCAGCUGCUGAAGGCUGAGAGGUACUGGGAAGGGAAAGGCAAGAGCUAGGUUUUUUAGUCAAUUAAGUAGAUUAGAUGUGUAGAUGCUGUGCACCUGACUGAAAUGAACUAAUGCCUUUGCAUAGAUGGCAUAGUGGCCUUGACAUUUUUGACAUUUUCCCAGUAAAAUUUGAGUUGUAGCUUGUGGUAGAAGUAUUCUGAGGGCUCAGUUCAUGGAAAUGCAUACCCUCCAACUCGGUUCUGUGACUGUCUCUUACACAAGUAUGUGAGUGAUGAGGAAGAAAGACAGCUAGUAAGUAGGAUAAAACAUAAUAAAGGUGACUUAGAAGUCUCUGUAAGAUUAAUCCACAGAUCCUAACCCACUGAGCUAUAAGCAGCUGCUCUUGGCCCAUCUUGCCAAAGUGGUCUAGACAUACUUCACUGAGGAGUCACAUUCAGCAGUUCCUUGCUUUCACCACAGAGUGUGUCCUCACUGUUAGUAUUCGUUUUUGGAAAAAAUAUGCUUGCAUCUUUCCAGAAGCAGAGAGUUCCAAAAGUAGUAUUUUUUUUUUUUUUUUGAGACACAGGCACAUUGCUUAAGGUUAUACUGAGGUCACUACCAUUUGCAUUCAUAGGGAAAGUAAGUAGCUAUCUUAAGUUCACAUGUGCAGGUUUACAGAAUAUGUUGACUAUAUGGAUUUAGCACUAGGUAAGCAGAAUGCACACAUCAUACAAAAUUGCAGUGAUGAGAACAGGUGGUCACACUGGACAUCAAGGACAUCUUGUUGCCAUGAGAGUUGUUAUACCCCUUAGGUAUGAUGCCGUCUUUUAUAGUUAAACAGUUCACUUCUCAAGUUCAAGAAGAAUAAGAUGACUUGAUUUUCCUACUUCUUAACACAGUGGGGCAUUUAGAGUCCAUUUCAAGUAGAAGAGUCCAGUAAAUCCAAAGAAGGAUUAUGGUGUUCUAGGAGUGGCUGUUGGAGUUUUUAGCCCAGAGUGACACUGAAAUCAAUCAGGAACCUUAAUUGUUUUAUAAUGACAGCACAACUGCCUUGAUAAGACUUUUCUUAAAUGCAUAUAUAUUUAAAAUUAAAAUAUACAUACCAAUUUACCAAAGAUAGAUAGUACUAAUUUUAAGCAAAAAAUGACAAGAGGAACCCAAACAUAAUUUAAGAGAAAAUAAUCAAAAUGUAGUUGUCUUAAGAAUUUAGUGGUUAUACUGGAAAAUGCAUUUCAAUUUUAAAACUUUCUGUUCAAAUGGUGCCAGUGAAUUUUCCUAUGAAGGGAAAAAUGCCUGCUUUUUUUUUUUUUUUUUUUUUUUUUUAGGAGCUAUGAUUUCACGUAACCUUUUGCACUUUCCCUUAGUUGCUAUUUAACAUACAGUGUCAGCUUUACUUGUCUCUAGGAAGAAGGCAUGCUACAAAACUAGGGAGGAAUUGUGAAAAAUAUCUGGCCUCUAUUUGUCUUAGCUGUUAAAUUAUUUUUAGUGUUUUUGUUAAAUAUUUGCAAAGAAAAGCAUUUUCUACAGAGGAUUAUUAAUUUCAAGAAAAAUAUCUUGAGUUUUAAGAAAUAAACAUCUCCAAAAAAGGAGACAGUCAAUUUUGUAAAAUGUCGCAACUCUCCAACAUUUGGGGUAGUGACUCCUUUUUGUUAAGACAUUUGAAACUAGCAAGCAGCCAUUGUUUCUAAAGAAUUCAGCCUUCAUGUCGACUCGUUUCUUUAACUUCGUUUUGAAAUAGCUGAAGUCAUUAAAACUGUAAAUAUUUUGUUGCUUGGGUCAGCAUCUUCUGGGAACUUUGUAUCUAUGGUAUAUAAUCAUAGAAUUUUAUAUUUUCAUAUAAAGCUAAGUUUUUUCUAGUUUCAGCUCCAUCAUAGUUUUCUUGUUUUCUGUUGCUUUUUCUUUCUGUGGUGGCUAUGUGAAUUCAACUUUCUGUGUACUGAGAUAGAAAGAACCAUCUUUGCAUUCCGAAAGAAUCCAACAUGUGUUAUUCUUUGAGGCAGUGAUUGUGACUGUUGGGCUUUCUUUCUAAUUCCACUGACCAUUUGUGCAAUAGCAGUUAGGCAUAAUUAGUCACUGAACACAUUUGUCACAUUGACCCCUUUGGAAAAGGUGAUUUUUUUAUUUGUUUGGGGCGGGAGGGGUUUUGUAACCUGAACUUUUUUCCCUUUUUCUUCUGUUUGAAACUAUAUCAAAUCAUUCUAUUAUAGUGUUAUUUAAUAUGUAAAUUGUAUUGCUAUACAUAAAAUAAAGUAUGGUUUUUGAUGUA